Messenger RNA from Colletotrichum godetiae, 766 nucleotides. RefSeq lists its product as uncharacterized. NCBI's taxonomy places the organism in Eukaryota, Fungi, Ascomycota, Sordariomycetes, Glomerellales, Glomerellaceae. Bases 262 to 621 code for a protein of 119 amino acids. The record is from RefSeq and is a predicted model, not a curated record. The transcript has a single exon.
AGGAAAAUUGCCAGCUCGGAAGGACCCACGAUGGUGUGGACCAGGGAGGAACUGUGGGGACAGGACAGCCGCUAAGCCCCCAAAUGGAGUUGUCCGUGGUUUAUCCGGUCCCGGCCACACGUUUUUCUGGAUGGAAGUACCGGGGGAAGGAAGGUAAGAGCGGAUGACGUUGAGACUUGGACUUGUGUAUGAGGAAGGUACAGUUUAUGUUAAAGUAGGCACAUGCUACGCUGCUACUGCCUGUUUUCAUGAAGGAAUGCAAUGCUCCUACUCGUCUUGUUGGCCUUGCCUCUCCGUCCUCUCCCGGUGCUUUCCCAGGCUGUGAGCCUCGUGCCCAGCACCUUCCCCCAAUUGUCAGGCAGUAGCUACGGAUACGCAGUAAGGCAGGCACCUAAACUGCAAGAGGGAAUGACGAUGGUUGCAUCACGUGCGUCACACGUGACCCCACCCUGGGGCGUCCACACUGACGUUGGACGCAGGGCAAGAGCUCGGACAAUUAAGGCAGGGCAGCCAGUCCUGUCCGACCUGGAGCCAUCGGGCUUUGCUGCAGGGCUUGGGCUGGGAUUAGCACCUGGAUCGGAUGCUAAAAUCUGGCUAAACUUUUCAGGGGUCAUCCCCUAGAGCUCACUGGUCUUUUACACUAAACCUGGCUGCCUAUCUAAAGUAGCCCCUUGUGCUUUUUCAAGAGCUGUCGGGUGACGAUCCAUACGACGAGGACGGAGUAUCUAUCUUGCCAGUUGUUGACAAUGACUUGAAUAAUAGACAC